Messenger RNA from Triticum urartu, 2146 nucleotides. Lineage: Eukaryota; Viridiplantae; Streptophyta; Magnoliopsida; Poales; Poaceae. The record is from RefSeq and is a predicted model, not a curated record.
UCGCGUCCAAGUGCAUAAAUACUAGCGUACGCAUAUAGGACGCGUUAUAGCCAAAUACACGCACAUCACACCAGCAAAACACCAACUACUCAACAGAAAAACCAUGGCCUUUGACGCGCUCUUCUUCGUCCUCCUCGCCCUGGCCACCAUGCAGCCGCAGACCGCAUCGUCUGAGAAGGAGACGCACCUCAAGGUGUACUGGCACGACGUGGUGAGCGGACCGGACCCGACGUCGGUUCCGGUGGCGCAAGCGGCGACGACCAACACCUCCAAGACAGCCUUCGGCAUGGUUGUGGUCAUCGACGACCCGCUCAGUGAGGGCCCCGGCCUCAACUCGUCCAGGCUCAUGGGCUGCGCCCAGGGCACGUACAUCGCCGCUGGCAAGGACCAGCUCGCGCUGCUCAUGAACAUGAACUUCGUCUUCACCGCUGGCAAGUACAACGGCAGCAGCAUCGCAAUUAUGGGUCGCAACGCUGUGUUCACUAAGGUACGCUGUAUAUACACUAGUAGGAUUAGCAUUUUGUUUCUGUUGUAAUCCUCUCAGUAGUUAGAUGGUUAGAUCGAUCCUUAUCUCAUAUAUAGCUUUUUCAUGACCAUCAAUCCAUAACCCCAACUACCGAAUCCUUGUAACCAACUCAUCUCUAUAUAAACACCCAAUGCAUGCGUCCCUGCUGGUGUGCUAGCUCCAGCAGCCAGAGAGGAAGGAGAUGGCACGCAAGGUUGCUGACAAGGAGAGCAAGCCCACUGCCGUGCCAACUGCCAAACCCGUCGUAUGAGAUCGCCAAGGCCCAGGACUCCCAGGUUCUGAGUUUUCUUUUCAAUUCCAUCUCACCUCCUAUGACGGUUCUGAUCGCCCACUACUGCACCUUGGUAUGUAGCAAAAUGGACUACAUACUGAGCAAAAUGAGUGAACCUACACUCUAAAAUAUGUCUAUAUACAUCCAUAUGUAGUACAUAUUGAAAUCUCUAAAAAUACUUAUAUUUAGGUACGGAGGAAAGUACCCUUGAAGAAGAAAUAUAAUGAAAUAAACAUUAGACACAUCAAAAGGAAAUGAAGUUCUAUAAAUAAGAAUGAAUUAGUGGCAUUGGUAUUACCCUUUAAAAAUAGAAAAUAUAAAACAAACAAUUCAAAAUUUACACACAAUUUAUAGAAAUUAUGAUUUUAUAAUAUGCCAGAACAAGCAUAUAACAUUGGAUUUUUCACAAAAAGGAAGUUUCCUAAGAAGGAAUUAAUUAAUGGCAUUGGUAUUACUAUUAAGAAAAUAAAAUAAAAUGACACAAACGCAAAAAAACCAAAAUAUUGAAGUUCUUCUAAGAAUAAAUUAGUGGCUUUGGCAUUACACUUUAAGAAGAAAGGAAACGAAAUAGAAACUAAAAAUCAUAAUAAUGAAGUUUUCCUAGAAAAAAAGAAAAUGAAACAAAAUCAAAAUAAUGAAAUAUUUCUAAGAAAUAAUGAAACACACACUAAAACAAAAUCAUAAAAAUGAAGUUUUCUGAGAAACAAAUAAUUAGUGGUAUUGCUAUUACCCUUUAGGAAAACAGAAAAUAUUAAACAAAUAAUGACAAAAGUUGCACCCAAUUUUCAUAAAAAUUCCACUUUUUCAUAAUAUGCAAGAAUAAUCAUAUAAUAGUGAAAAUUUUCAAAAAAAAAUCCUAAAAAGGAAUGAAUUAGCGGCAUUGUAAUUACCCCCAAAAAAUAAAUAAAUUAUAAAUAAAUUAAAAAGUAAAAAUAAUGAAAUUUUCUAAUAAAAAAUAGUGGUAUUGGUAUUACCCUUUAAGAGGAAAUAAAAUAAAAAUAAUAAAACAGACAACAAUUAAAUUUGCACACAAUAUUCAUGAAAAUCUACUUUUUCUAAAAUAUGCAUCAAUAAACAUAUUAUAGUGGAAUAUUAGCAAAAACAAUUCCUAAGAAGGAAUGAAUUAGUGGAAUUAGCUUUACCCUCGAAGAAGAUAGAAAAUUAAAUAAUAAGUAAAAAAUUCAAAAUAUGGAACAAGGAAUUAGUAGCAAUAAUAUUACCUUUAAAGAAGAAAGAUAAAAAAAUUGAAAAGGCCUUGCACACAACAUCGCUCUAAGAUUGCAUUUUUUGCAGUAUGCAAACAACAAUUAUAUGAUAGUGUAAUUUUCGCACAUAGCAUAGUAUUUAUG